AUGGAGACUGGAGAUAUGAAAUUCGCUAUCACUACGAAGAUAUUCAGUCAAACCACAUAUUUACCCUUGAGCCUAAACAACACUGUUUGCAUCAUCAAUCUCCGUCAACAAUUCAAGAGAUAUGUGAUUGACAAAUCCAAUGGAAGUAUCACUUUUAAUGGAUUGUAUCCAGGACCUCCUCUCCCCAUCUCUCAAAUCCGUUUGAAUCUCUUAAACUACAAAUUCACUCCGUUUCAUCUCUUUCCGCUUCUUGAUUCUCGUCUCCAUGAUCCUUCCUUGUCCAAAUAUAUCGCUGAGGUAAUCACUGGUCAAGCGAGUUUAAGCGUUGGGUUUCUACAACGGUUGUUCAUGUUCGUUAACGUCGUUUUAACGCAAGAAGUGUUCUCAGUGAUUCCUGUUUCUUGUCUUCCUAAAGAAGAAACUCAAGAAGUAGAAGACGAAUCGACAUGUCCUAUAUGUUUGGAGAAUUUUUUGAACGAUUACGUCAACGAUGAGGUGUUCUCCGUGAUUCCAAAAUGUGCGGUGGAGAAUUUGUGGAACGACAAUGACAAGAAUCAAAUAACCACAAACUGCCACAUUGUUUGCAUCGGUUUCAUCAAAGAUAUAUCGUCGAGUGGUUAA
Arabidopsis thaliana (thale cress) is the source of this 621-nucleotide messenger RNA. Its product is annotated as C3HC4-type RING finger protein. The transcript has 2 exons. The coding region runs from base 1 to 621 and encodes 206 amino acids. NCBI's taxonomy places the organism in Eukaryota, Viridiplantae, Streptophyta, Magnoliopsida, Brassicales, Brassicaceae. The record is from RefSeq and is marked reviewed. Gene Ontology annotation, biological process: protein ubiquitination.